AUGGCUCAGAUUGUACGUCAAAGUAAAUUUCGUCAUGUCUACUGUAAACCGGUGAAACAUGAGCAAUGUAUGUCGGAUAUUCGAGUCACUGAGAUCACAUGGGAUUCGUUGUUCUGUUCGGUGAAUCCAAAAUUUAUCGCUUUUAUCACUAAAGGUGCUGGUGGCCCGUUUAUGGUGAUACCGAUAAAUAAGGUUGGACGAAUCGAUAAGGAUUAUCCGUUCGUGGAUGCUCAUAAAGGUGCAUGUCUGGAAGUGGCAUGGAGUCCGUUCAACGAUAAUGUGAUCGCAUCGUGUUCGGAGGAUACCACAUGUAAAGUUUGGUUAAUUCCUGAAAAUGGUUUGCUAAGAACCCUUUCACAGCCGGUUGUCGAACUAAACGGACACCAGAAACGUGUCAAUACAUUAGCAUGGCAUCCGGUUGCCAAUAACCUAUUGCUCACUGCCGGAGGUGAAAACAAACUCCUCCUAUGGAAUGUCGGCACCGGAGAGGCUCUUCUGGAAAUUGCUGGACAUCCGGAUCAAAUUUGGAGUAUUGCAUUCAACUAUGAUGGUACACAAUUCGUUACCACUUGUAAAGACAAGAAGAUCCGUAUUCUGGACACUCGUAGUGGCGAGGUGGUACACGAAGGAGUUGGUCACGAAGGUGUGAAGCCACAACGUGCAAUUUUUGUUCACGAUGGACGUGUGAUCACCACCGGAUUCACGAAACGUUCGGAACGAUUGUACGCGCUUCGAGCGCCGGAUAAUCUCUCUCAACCAAUUAUCGAGGAGGAGCUUGAUACUUCCAAUGGUGUUCUCUUUCCGUUCUAUGACGAAGACACUGGAUUGGUGUAUUUGUGUGGAAAGGGUGACUGCGCGAUUCGUUACUAUGAGGUCAAUCAAGAAUAUCCUUACAUGCACUAUAUCAACACUUACACCACCAGUGAACCUCAGAGAGCUGUUGGCUUCCAGUGUAAACGUGGAGUGAACUCUGACGAGAAUGAGAUCAAUAGAAUUUACAAACUUACGACGAAAGGUGUAGUGGACGUACUUCAGUUCUUUGUCCCAAGAAAAUCUGACCUUUUCCAGCACGACCUGUACCCAGAUACGAGGUCAACGAUUCCAGCACUUACGGCCGAAGAGUUUAUGGAGGGGAAAAAUGCAGCGCCGAACACUCAACCGGUCAAUCCUGCUGCAGCACAAGCGAAGCCCAAAAUCCAGGUUGCAAAGAAAGCCAACAUUCUCAGCCAACUUGCUCCAACACCAGCUGAUUCACAGAGGAGCCAUUCGGAACAAUCAUCACCGCAGGUAUCUGCGCCGCCGUCGCCACGACCGCAGCCAGCGCAACAGAGACGACCAAUAAUCGACGACGACAUGGGAAUUGUGCCUAUGAAUCAGGUGAACCUUCGAUCGCGUGCUGAGCGGGACGACGGAGGAUCGCUGACUGCCGGACAACGGAGAGCAGCCGCUGAACUGGAGCGGAUCAAGAGAGAUCAGGCACGGACAGCAACAGAGGAGGAUUACGGCCCUCCACCAGGACGACUUCACGCCACACCUUCUCCACGCAUGAGCGUUAGUAGCAUGGAGGGUCCAACAAAUAUGGAGGAAUUGUUGGCCGAUUUGGCCAAAAUGAAGGCGGUAAUGCGGCAACAUGAAAGAAGAAUUCGUAUCCUUGAGGAAGAGAUAGCCGAGAAAAACAUGAGUCAAGCGCAGUAUAUAAGGGUAAGACAAGGGGCAGUGGCAGGACCCUUCCUGUUCAAUUUCGCCAUCGACGACAUUAUGCGAAGAACAGUCGACCGGUGUCCUGCCGACAUUGUCUUAGCACCAUUAGGAGGCCCCUUGAAUGAUCUCCAGUACGCCAACGAUGUUGUUAUAUCAGCGGAAAGCAGUACGAAACUUCAACAUGUUGUCAACCUUGUAUCGAAGCUGGCCGCAGCCUAUGGACUACGUCUACGCCCUGGUAAAUGCAAGCAGAUGUGGAUCUCUUCGAGACCUCGAACGGGAAUCAGGGUGGACGGACGACCGAUAGAACUCGACGAUGAGUUCUGUUACCUGGGCUCUACGCUGAAGAACAACGGCAGCAACGAGAGAGAUGUUCAGCAAAGAUGCACUAAGGCCACUUCUGCAUUUAACUCCUUAAUGAAAUGCCCGUGGUCGAGCCCCAUCACCAACGAAGUCAAGCUGCAAGUCUACCUAUCCGCAAUUCGCCUCAUCAUGAUGUACGGAUCGGAGACUUGGGCAGCACCAUCAACGGUUAUGGAGAGGCUUGACUGCACGGAACGAAAGCUGCUUAGACGGCUACUUGGCUACUUUUGGUGUAGGCCAUCGAAAGUGGCUAAAGCAAAUCGUCUUCGCUUCUUUGGUCAUAUAUUAAAGAGACCGGCAGAUCGCCUUUUUCAACGAGUUCUGAAGAGUUUGCCGGGUUCGAGCUGGAAGAAGCCACCUGGCCGAAAACGGAAGUUCUGGACUGAGAGCGACGAAUGGAUUGAUUCUGUGCAAGCUCUCGCAGAAGUUCGACAAGGUUGGGCAGAGCUGUGUUCAAGGACGGCACACCUCGGCAAAGAUGCGGGUAAUCGCGUCAGCCAUCAGUCCGUCAUGACAUCAGCCCGCCGAUUAAGUCAACAGAUUGAAGACGUCGAUGGAGUUCGCAUUCAGGCCGAAUUCAGUCGUUUUUUGAAAGAAUUCGCUGAUGAAAAUGGCACCAGAAUCUACGAUAGUGCCAUUGCCGCACUGGUUGAACCUGAAAGAAAUACGUUGUAUGUCGACAUGCGUCACGUGCAUUCGUUCAGCGCUACUCUGUAUGGAACAAUUGAAUUGCAGUUCUAUAAGCUAUAUCCUUACAUAUGCGAAGCGUUGCAACUAGCGGUUAUUGAUAGUUGUACAGAUGAAGCUGACCGACAACGUAUGCACAAGAAAGAAGUGUACGUCUCUUUCGGAGGACUAGAAAAUCGUGUAAAUGUACGCGAGUUGAAUGCAGAAAAAAUUGGAGCUAUGGUUUGUAUUAGUGGACAAAUUGUACGAACACAUCCAGUCCAUCCUGAAUUGAGCCGCGCCACGUUUAUUUGCGAGGAUUGCGGAGUCACAACCAGAAAUGUUCUCCAGCAGUUCAGAUAUACACAGCCAUCACGCUGUACUAAUCCUCAGUGUAUGAACCGCAAUCGCUUCAGUCUCGAUGUUGAUGACUCGUCUUUUGUUGAUUUCCAGAAAAUUAGAAUCCAGGAAACUCAAGCUGAAUUGCCUCGUGGUUCUGUCCCGAGAACUUUCGAUGUGAUCGUUCGCGGUGAAAUGGUAGAGUCAGUUCAACCAGGUGACCGCUGCUCGCUUACUGGCACACUCAUUGUUAUCCCUGAUAUUGCUCAAUUGAGCACACCAGGACUUCGUGCUGACACCGGUGGUGGCAAUCGUGGGCGUGCUUCGGAGAGAGACACUGGUCUGACAGGCCUCAGAGCACUUGGAGUGCGUGAUCUCAACUACAAAUUGGCUUUCCUCGCUUGUCAUAUUGAAUCUAACAACACCAAGUUUGGAGGGAAAGACUUUUCACAUGAAAAUAUCGACAGUCUUCAACUAUGGAAACAAAUGAGUGAUCAGGAGCAUGCAGUGUUGAAAGCAAUGAGCGAAGACAAACGAAUCGCUGAAAACUUGAUUGAGAGCCUCUUCCCAAACAUUUAUGGGAACGAUGAGGUAAAACUUGGUGUGCUGCUGAUGUUGUUCGGAGGAGUAGCAAAGAAAAGCAAGAGUGAAGGAACCACAUUGCGUGGAGACAUAAAUGUGUGCCUCGUAGGCGACCCUUCUACGGCAAAGAGUCAGAUUUUAAAGACUGUGGAAGAAUUUUGCCCGCGAGCAAUUUACACUUCUGGGAAGGCCUCAUCGGCUGCAGGUCUCACAGCUGCUGUUGUAAAGGAUGAAGAAUCCUUUGAAUUCGUCAUCGAAGCAGGCGCAUUGAUGCUGGCUGAUAACGGUGUCUGCUGCAUUGACGAAUUUGACAAGAUGGAUCCAAAGGAUCAAGUUGCCAUCCACGAAGCCAUGGAACAACAAACCAUCAGUAUCACUAAGGCUGGCGUAAAAGCUACGUUGAAUGCACGAGCGUCUAUCCUUGCGGCCGCGAAUCCAGUUGGAGGUCGAUAUGACCGUUCACGUCCUUUGAAGCACAAUGUGCAACUUUCUGCUCCUAUUAUGAGCAGAUUUGAUCUGUUCUUUGUACUUGUGGACGAAUGUAACGAGGUAGUCGAUUACGCGAUAGCGCGUCGAAUUCUGGACAAUCACCGAGCAAUUUCUAGCCAUCGUGUACGCGAAACCAGAUAUUCUACCGAUGACAUCCAGAAAUACAUCACUUUUGCGAAAUGCUUCAAACCUCAGAUCAGCCCUGAAGCUGGGGAAGCUCUCGUAACUUCUUACAAAAAGUUACGCAUGAGCGAUAGUAAUAAUGCUGCAACCUCAUCUUGGCGAAUCACGGUUCGUCAACUCGAAUCACUGGUACGAUUAUCGGAAGCUUUGGCUCGUCUGCACUGCGCUGCACAGGUGAGUGUGGAUCAUGUCAAUCAAGCAUCGAAGCUGCUGAACAAGUCGAUAAUUAGGGUGGAACAACCAGACAUUGCUCUUGAUGACGACUUCGAUGCUGAACCAGUGAUACAACAGGAUGAAGACAAGGAGAAUGAAACUGACUCCAUGGAAACUGAGGAAGUGAAUGGAAAACAAGUCAAGAUUGAUCCUUCCAAACUGAAGAUCACAUUCGAGAAGUAUAAACGUUUGGCUGAUAUGCUGGUUCUUCAUAUGCGAUCUGAUGAGGAAGGCGUGGAUGAGGAGGAGUAUGAAGGAGUGCGACAAGAUGCUUUGGUUGACUGGUAUUUGGAAAUGAUCGAAGGUGAUUUGGAGUCGGAGGAAGAUCUGAUUAUUCAACGUACUAUCUGUCAACGAGUCAUCCGUCGACUGGUUACCGAAGAUCAUGUCUUGAUUGAAAUGGAUUCGGAUGAAAAGAAUCCGCUGCUUUGUGUUCAUCCUAAUUAUGUUGUCACUGAUCAGUAA
Messenger RNA from Necator americanus (New World hookworm), 5001 nucleotides. RefSeq lists its product as uncharacterized. The transcript has 38 exons. The record is from RefSeq and is a predicted model, not a curated record. NCBI's taxonomy places the organism in Eukaryota, Metazoa, Nematoda, Chromadorea, Rhabditida, Ancylostomatidae. The coding region runs from base 1 to 5001 and encodes 1666 amino acids. Gene Ontology annotation, molecular function: single-stranded DNA binding; ATP binding; actin filament binding. Gene Ontology annotation, cellular component: MCM complex; nucleus. Gene Ontology annotation, biological process: mitotic DNA replication; double-strand break repair via break-induced replication; DNA replication initiation.